Messenger RNA from Phalaenopsis equestris, 1803 nucleotides. RefSeq names its product peptidyl-prolyl cis-trans isomerase CYP57. The transcript has 10 exons. Gene Ontology annotation, cellular component: catalytic step 2 spliceosome. Gene Ontology annotation, molecular function: peptidyl-prolyl cis-trans isomerase activity. Bases 121 to 1662 code for a protein of 513 amino acids. The record is from RefSeq and is a predicted model, not a curated record. NCBI's taxonomy places the organism in Eukaryota, Viridiplantae, Streptophyta, Magnoliopsida, Asparagales, Orchidaceae. Gene Ontology annotation, biological process: protein peptidyl-prolyl isomerization; protein folding.
CGGGCUCUUAAUCAAGCGGAAUUGGGCAGGACUGAGCCGAACGGCGAAGUCAGGAGAAGGGCACCAGAAUUGAAAGACAUCCAGGGAAGACGGUAUCCCGGCAGCUUUCCGGUUCUUCCCAUGUCGUCGGUGUACGUAUUGGAGCCUCCCACGAAAGGGAAGGUGGUUUUGAAUACGACAAUGGGUCCAGUCGACAUCGAGCUAUGGCCCAAGGAAGCCCCGAAGGCCGUCCGUAACUUCAUACAACUGUGCCUCGAGAACUACUACGACGGCACCAUCUUUCACCGGAUCAUCAAGUCAUUCCUAGUCCAGGGAGGAGAUCCCACCGGAACCGGAACCGGCGGUGAAAGCAUCUACGGAGCUACCUUUGCUGAUGAGUUCCAUUCGCGCUUAAGAUUUAACCAUAGGGGCUUGGUGGCAUGCGCUAAUGCUGGUUCUCCCCAUUCUAAUGGAAGCCAAUUUUUUAUGACAUUGGACAGAUGUGAUUGGCUUGAUCACAAAAACACUAUAUAUGGAAAGGUUACUGGAGAUUCCAUUUAUAAUUUUCUCAAGUUGGGUGAUGUUGAAACGGAUAAAGAUGACAGGCCAAUUUAUCCAGCUCCAAAAAUUCUUUCUGUUGAGGUGUUGUGGAAUCCUUUUGAUGAUAUAGUCCCGAGGCAGGUCAGGCUUGUUCCUCCAGCCAAGUCUGAUAAUGAUCAAAAUGAGCAAAAGCAAAAGGCUAUUAAGAAGCUAAAUGUAUUAUCCUUUGGGGAUGAGGUUGAAGAGGAUGAGAAAGAGACAAAAAGCAUCAAGGAUAAGAUUAGGAGCAUUCAUGAUGUGUUGGAUGAUCCCUGUUUCCUUAAAGGAGAACCAACAGAAGAUCAGAUGAAUUCUGUGGAAAUUGAGAUUAAGAGAGGAAUCCAGCUGUCAGUCAGGGAGGCAUUAACCUCAAAGAGAAAUGGCCCCAAUAAAGAUAAGGAAAUUGAUAUGCCUUAUUCUAUUGGCCAUGAUGAUGAUGAUGAUGAUGAUGAUGAUGAUGAUGACAAAUUUGAUGCAAAAAUGCGCUCACAAAUUCUAAGAAAACGCAGGGAACUAGGAAACAUUGUUUCUGGUGAAAAAUUUUCUGCAUCUGGUGGAAGUAAAUCCACCAAGAAUGGCAGAGUGCCAUCUCCAAGGGUAGAUGAUGAUGAUGAAAAUCGUGCCGGCCGCUCUACAUCCAAUGUUGAAAAGCUCUCUGUAAAGAAAAAAGGUAUUGGGUCAGAAGCUAAGGCUGAACAAAUGGCUCGAGCAGACUCUGAUUUACAGUUGCUAUCUCAUGCUGAGCAAGAAAGGCAGAUACUGAAACAGAAGAAGCGUAGAAAUCAGGGGCGUGAGGAAGAUACACUAGAAAGGCUAGAGAAAUUCAAGCAAUCUUUAGCUGACAAGCUAUCUGCACCUGCUCGUAGUAACUUGAAGGACAAUGAUAAGGAUGAGUCAGGGUGGCUUCUGAAUCAGUUGAAGUUUGCUCCUAAUCAUUCCGAGGGAAAUGUACUUCUCUUUCAGGAUGCAAUGGCUCGGAAGGAUGAUCCAAAUGAAUAUGUAGUGCAUGAUCCUCUUCUUGAGAAAGGCAAAGAAAAGUUCAACAGGAUGCAAGCUAAGCUUAAGCGGCGUGAGAGAGAGUGGGCCGGAAAAUCCCUAACCUGAUUGUUUUUAGCAUCUGAUGUUUGCAUAAUGAUUUGGCACCUGUAAUUCUCUAUAUCUUGCACUUGUUUCUUCUUAUGUUCUGCUAAUGCUUAUUAAUUCUGCCUUUAUGUGGACUUAAUUUGUUUAAUUACGUAUAAAAGC